Molecule: messenger RNA, 8083 nt
Organism: Gigantopelta aegis
Lineage: Eukaryota; Metazoa; Mollusca; Gastropoda; Neomphalida; Peltospiridae
Product: E3 ubiquitin-protein ligase AMFR-like
Exons: 16
Coding region: 93-2144 (683 amino acids)
Biological process (GO): endoplasmic reticulum unfolded protein response; ubiquitin-dependent protein catabolic process; protein K48-linked ubiquitination
Cellular component (GO): ubiquitin ligase complex; endoplasmic reticulum; cytosol
Molecular function (GO): ubiquitin binding; ubiquitin protein ligase activity
Source: RefSeq, a predicted model, not a curated record
ACCAGUUCAAGGUCGUAAAGCAUAAACCGAUUUAGUCUUUCGACUAAGGAAUUUACGUCGUUUGUAAUUAUUGUGGAGAAAAUUUAUCCAAAAUGCCGGCCAUUCUGUUGGAGAGAAUUCCACUACCGAGUCUUCAGUUUUACACGUCGUUCACCGUUCUCCUCCUGGCGUCGGCCAUAUUUUACGCACACCAGAGUGUCACAGACGUCGGCGAGACUCCUCCGACAGCGACGACAGAGCCGGAGAUAACGAGUAAUGACGUGGAUGUGUCGAUCACUCCGGGUCAGAUGUUGAACCACACACUGCCCUACGACACCUACCACUGGAACUUCCUCUUUGUUCUCACAACAGAGACGUGGUGUGUGUGGAUUCUGGUGAACACUGCUUACUGUGGCCUAAUCCUGGUGGGGAAGGUGAUACAGCAACUCGUCUUUGGUGAUCUGCGAGUCAGUGAACAGCAGCACCUGAAGGACAAGUUCUGGAACUUUGUCUUCUACAAGUUCAUCUUCAUCUUCGGAGUGAUGAACGUUCAGACGAUGGAGGAGGUCGUGCUGUGGGUCGCCUGGUUCUCCGUCCUCGGCUUCUUCCACCUCCUCACGCAGCUCUGCAAGGACCGCUUCGAAUACCUGUCGUUCUCCCCGAUGACCCCGCGGUCGGCUCACAUCAAGCUGCUCUCUCUCCUGUUUGUCAUCCUGUUCUCGUGUGCCGGUCUACUUGUAGUGUGUAUCUACACCGGGCUGGAGGCGGGACUAACGAUUCUCGCGUUCAUGGGUGCAGAGUGCCUGUUGCUUGGACUGCGGACAUUGUACGUUCUUGUUAGGUAUUUCAUCCACCUGUGGGACAUGAGUAAGGAGGGCGUGUGGGAGAACCGGUCUAUAUAUGUCUACUACACGGAGCUCGUGUUUGAACUAGCCGCUCUCGCCAUCGACUUCUGUCACCACCUGCACAUGCUGCUGUGGGGUAACAUCUUCCUGAGCAUGGCAAGUCUCGUGAUCUGUAUGCAGCUGCGUUACCUGUUUUAUGAGUUCCAGCGGCGUGUCAAGCGGCACAAGAAUUACCUGCGAGUCGUCAAGAAUGUCGAAGCCAAGUUUCCAAUGGCCAUGCAGGAGGAUAUUGAGAAGAAUGCCGAUGACUGCGCCAUCUGUUGGGAGAGAAUGGAAUCCGCUCGCAAACUGCCGUGUAGUCAUCUGUUCCACAACUCGUGUCUGAGAUCGUGGUUGGAACAGGAUACGUCCUGUCCCACGUGUCGGAUGUCACUGAGUGACGAGCCGAGCAGGGCAGACCCCGCCACACCGGACGGUGGGGACAACAUACCGCCACCCCCCGCCCCACCCAACCAGGAAACUGUCAACCAUUUCUUUCACUUCGACGGUUCCAGAUACGUCAGUUGGUUGCCGAGUUUCUCCGUCGAGGUGACACACACAAACCUGUUACCAGGGCAACAGACACACAUCCAGACAUCUCAGCUCGAUAACAUGGCGCGCCAGGUUCAGCAGGUAUUUCCCAGUAUGCCGCUGACCACAAUCCUCGAUGACCUCCGAGUGACUAGGUCGGUUGAUCUCACCAUCGACAGCAUACUUGACGGGCGGCUACUCGCACCACCGGCAACCAUGAACCGGCCAGUGGCUAGAGAUGAAGAGUUUGAUAGCAGUGGAGCAGCACACAGUUUACAAGUCCAGGAGAUACAUCUGCCAACCACCGUGUCUAGGACAGGAGCUAUGGGUCUCCGCAGUCACAUGGCUGAAAACACUGACACUGAAAUACACCACAGAGACCUAGAGGUAGCGCCCUCUACAUCAGGAACCAGUAACAUUGUCAGAAAUCUGCCGUCGGCGAGUAGUGCCCAGGCGGAAAGUGAUGAUCAUCCGUCUCCGUUUGGUGGGCGUUUCUCAAAGUCUGCUACAGAGCGAAUGACCAUGUUACAGCAGAGGAAAAACGCAAUGCUGGAACAUGCCAGAAGGAAAUAUUUCAGUAAAGACAAGAGUCAACUGGACAGUGAACCGAGGGACGACUUGUCAUCGACACAGUUCACGUUGCUGUCAGACGAGUCAUCGGACACUAACAGCGAUCGAUCGCGACAGCGCGAGGUCAUGUUUCAAGCCGUGCAGCGCCGUCUACAACAACCACCUUCCACAGAAAGCUGAUAGAACAUUGACAGUCUUGUCACGGCAUGCACUUAUUUAUUUAUAAUUCACAGGAUCUGUGUUGGACCCACAGACAGGCAGAUAGAUUGUUUAAUGGCAAGUGAUUAUUUAUAAAUCACAGUAUCUGUGUUUCACCCACAGACAGGCUGAAAGAUUGUUUUACAGCAUGUGAUUAUUUAUAAAUCACGGUAUCUGUGUUUGACCCACAGACAGGCUGAAAGAUUGUUUUACAGCAUGCGAUUAUUUAUAAAUCACGGUAUCAGUGUUUGACCCACAGACAGGCUGAAAGAUUGUUUUACAGCAUGCGAUUAUUUAUAAAUUAAAGUAUCUGUGUUUGACUCACAGACAGGCUGAAAGAUUGUUUUACAGCAUGUGAUUAUUUAUAAAUCACAGGAUCUGUGUUUGAACCACAGGCAGGCUUAUAGACUGUUCACGGCAUGCAGUUAUUUAUAUAUCGCAAUAUCAGUGUGUUUCGACCCACAGACAACUGAAAGAUUGUUCAUGACAUGCAGUUUACUUGUAUAUUACAAUAUCGGUGCAUGUUCUUGCUUCAGACAGUUGAUAGUUUGCUAACAGCAUGCAGUUAUUUGUUGUACAUCACAAUAUUACGCUUGUGGAGGCCUUGGAUGACAGAUGACCGAUUAAUACUGACAGCAUGCUAUUAUUUAUAUAUCACAGUAUCGGUGUGUUCGGGACUGUUUAUUGUAUUUAUACACAGACCGUGUGUCCUGGACACCGACAGUGUGCUGUGAGGGGUCCUUUAUUUAACAAACGAGACGGAGGUAUAAAGGCAUGAAGAAGAACAGCUGUGUCGAACUGGAUGUAUUACGUUCUGUGUUGUACAUCGAUUAGUCUUCAAUAGGAUCAAAACAAACCAGUUAUAAACCCUUGCCCUCCGUUUCAUCCUCUUCCCACUCCCCCAUUAUCUCUCUCUCUCUCGCCCCUCCCCAUCUGUCUGUGUAUUAUGUAUGAUAAUAUAUGUGCUUUUAAAAAAAAAACUUUUCACUUUAAUGUUCCAGUGUAUCACUGGUUAAUUGUACAGUCUGGAUUCUUUUAAACAGAUGAUGUAGGUGGUCUUUAUAUACACUGUAAGUCAUGCGUUAUUUUGUAUGCAGUUGGUUCAUCUGAACUUUCUUGUUUCAAGGCACACCAAACCAAAUUUUAUUACAUUUGUUUACCUUAGUUUAAUACCCAGUGGUCGUUAGAAAGAGAUGUUCAAAUACCAUGUAUUCCAGGGUAAUUAUAAAUUAGUUUGUUUAAAAUCAAUUCAGUAUUUCGAUUAAAAAACAAAACAACACAACUAAUGUUAAACACCAAACCAAAUUUCAAUACAUUUGCCUACCUUGUUUCAAUAACCAGUGGUCGUUAGAGCGAGAGAUGUUCAAAUACCACGUACUCUAGGGUAAUUAGAAUAAAUUUGGAUAAUUUAUUGCUUCUCAAAAUUUAAUCUGGCAGCAAAUGCUAGACAUCAGAGGCCUAAUUCACAAAGGUCUCUUAGGCUCUGCUAGACGACAAAGCAUCCUCUGCAAGUCUUUUUGCAAUGCACUGCGAUAUCGCACCCUGGGCCCCAUUCCACAUAGCGAUCUUAACACUAAGAUCACCUUAAUUUCAUAACUACCGUAUGCACUUAAGAUGAUCUUAGUGCUAAGAUUGCUUCGUGGAACAUUUAAGGGGCAGUUCUAAAACAAUUCUCAAUAUGUUUCUCCCGAUUAGACAAUUACUCUGGGAGUGACUUUUUAACAGCAAUGCAAAGACAGACGAAAAUGAUGAAUUCUCUAUAUAUAUAUCUGGAAUACUGUAUAGUUAAAAAAAGAAAGAAAAUGGAUAGCAGAAGUUGCUUAUGAAACUUAUUAUCUAAAAGCAUAUUGAAUGUUUUCAAUGGCAUUUUCUGCUUUCCCUCUGUUAACUUUUGAGUCUUGCAUGAGAUGUUCUUUAUUGUUAAAUAACUACUGUGCAAUGUAUUCGUUAUAAUGGAUGAACAAAUUAGACGACCUUUGUGGACUCAAUAAUGUGCUUGUUAUAGCCAGAGAUCAGCCCUGGUUCUUAUAAAACUGUUAUGACUCGAGACUGCAGUAGAGUCUCAGACACUAAUGUCAUGACAAUGCCAUACAAAUUGUAUGCGUGUGACUUCAUUAGAGAUUGAGUCUGGACUCUUUAGAAGUUGUAUAAGCACGGGUCCGUUUUGGUCAGGUGUGUUCUACAGUGAGUUUGGUUGUCUGCUAGAUGUGUAGACUGGUUUUCUGACAGUAUGCUCAACAUUCUCGGCUGGUCCUGAGGUUAGAACAUUUCUUUCACAAAUUGAAAAAACUUAUUAAUGUUUGUUACUUCUCAACAAAAGUUAUAUUUUUUUAAUUUACAUUUGUAUAUUAUUUGUAUAUAUAAAUAUUAUGAAAUAAUUGAACAGUGUUUUUACAAGUGUGUCAAGUCCACGAGGAGUGAAUUUGAGAACAACUGUGUGUUUUGUUUUCAACUAUUAUAGCUUCAUUUCUAUAUAUCACUGGUUUAUUUGAACCGUAUAAGAGGCAAAGCUAGCUCUGGCACUUGCAAAAUUCGCCAGUCGCGAAUUUCAAAAACAACUGGCAUGGGAAAAAAUCAUUUGGCGAAUAAUUUCAUGUAAUAAUUGAUAUUUUGAUACAAAAUAACGGGUGUUUUGCAAUUUUUGAAGUUUAACAGAUAAUUUGGCGAAAUAUUCCGCUGGCCCAGAGCUAGCCCGAGAGACUUUUAUCCAUUUUGGAAUAACCACUGUGUAUGUACCUUGCAUAGUAUACUGUGAAAUCCGCUAUUCUGUGCUUUUGCUAAAAUACACUUUUUUUAAUUACUUAAUUAAAUUCAUGGAUCAAAACGCUAGUAUCAUAAAUUCAUAUUAAAUUAUGUAAACAUGUAUCAUAUUUUUGUUGUGCACAUAAAUUUGUUUAGUGCACUAGUCCGUAAAUUACACAGAAAUUAAACCACAUAUAAAACGGAUAUCAGUCUGAAACCAGCAUUGAUGGUUAUCUUCGUUUUCCUAUGUUUUGGACUUGCUGUUUAAACACUUUUAAAUGUAUCACUAGUAUGGAGUUUUAUUGUAUAUAUUGUAUAUUGGAUAAGCUAUACACCAAACCCUCAACCUUUCUAUAUGAAUUUGUAUCAUAUAUUUUAUGGCUUUUUACCGUGUGUGUUAAGCCGACUUUCUGUCGAUACAGUUCGUUACUGUGCACCUUUUUAUUGGAGUGUAUUUUAAUCCAUUGAGGUCCUUAAUCAGCAGUUUGUAAAUUUGUGCUAAAAAGUACUAGCCAGUUUCAUAUUACACUUUGCAACAAAAAAAAAGAGCAAAUGUAGAUUCAUUAAGACAGGUUGACAAAUGUUUCGCAAAAUUUACGUGCCAAAAUCCACUUUAGUUACUUGUUAGGCAAACCACAGUUUAAACACAGCUGUUAUGUUAUCUGUUACAUUUCACAUUUUCAGCGCUGCCACUUUAUACGUUUUUAAAUGUAUUAUAUGUUUUUCUUGGAAAUAUACUUUUAAAAUACUUUUUUGACAUGAAAAUACCUUUUUUUUAAUACGUUUUUUUCUGCAAAAAAUAACGUAAGAAAAUCCAAUUUCAAAUUUGACAUUUGUAAGAUUUGUACUUUGCUAGUCUGAUUUUUUUGGCGGAGUGGUUUGUUCUUUGUUGAGUGGAGCGUUUGUAGAGAUCUCUGAUCCUGCUGCUCUCAGUGACCAAGUGACAGGGUACUGAAAUAUGCAGAAUAGAGUGUUCAACAAUCACAAAUCCUCACAACAUGGUACACACCAUUCCUUUAGGUUGGUUAUAAGCACCAAACAUUAGGACAAAGGUACUGAAUGUCAUAUGUCUGCCCAACGUGGCAAGUUGGACAUUUUUUAAAACUUUUUUGUUUUUUUCCCACAAGAUUCCAUACUGCAUCUUACAACUGGUAAUAUAAAUGGUAUCUAAUGGCCACUGAUGUAGUAUUCUGUUUAUACCACCUCCCCGCGGUGUUGAAUUUCAGAGAAGUACCAUACUGUCCUUCUGUUGUAAGACAGCUGGAUAUGUUUUUAUUACAAUUUAAAAUAUUUUUUUUUAUCUCAGGCUUUAUUAAAAAUGUGAUAGAUUAUGUUAAAAGUACUGGUACUGUUUGUUUCAUAUUCAUCUUGUUGUGGUCUUUUCCUGUGCUGUGUAAUCACUUAAAGAUGUUAAUGAAAAAACCACAGGUUUGCGAAAACUGUACCAUAGAUGUUUUGGGUUUUGAGUUUUUUUGCAUUAGUUAAAGAUAUAAGAUGGAUAAGAUAGACAGACUAGCUUUAACCAGUGUGGCAGUGGCUGGGGAUGGCUGUGUCACUUCAGGAAAAAUGUGUUUUUUGUAUACUCCAUACAAAUAAAGAUACAAAUCUGCCUUGUACCUCACACACACAAAAAUUGUGCCCCCUCUUCCCUCCCCCCAUUCACGCACCAGUGUUUUGUUUAACAACACCACUAGAGCACAUUGAUUUAUUAAUCAUCGGCUAUUGGAUGUAAAACAUUUGGUAAUUCUGACAUAGUUUUAAAGAGAAAAAACUCAUUUUUGUCAUUAGUUAGCAAGGGAUGUUUCACAAAGACUAGUUUUACUACAUUUUGCCAUAUGCUUGCCGCCGGUUACAUUAUAGAGCUAUGAGACAUGGUGGGAAAACAAGUCGAAUAUGUAAAAUGCAAUACAAUGGCAUGAUUUGGCAUCUUUGUUCAGUGCUGGAAUUAUUUUAUGCCUCACUCUUAUCAUCAUCUAGUGUAAGUGUCGAGUACCCGGGUCCGGGUAGAGUUUGAUCCUCGAGUACCCGGGUCCGGGUAGAGUUUGAUCCUAGAGUACUCAAGUCCAAUAUUUUAGACUCGCGGAUGCCCUACUGUUCAUUGUUAAUAAAUAAAUCUUCCGUAGUUUUGAAAAUCAGCAAUAUCUUGGUCAGUUACUUCUAUAUUAUCACUGGUGAUCACUGGUAAUAAUAAACUGGUUUAAUAUCCAGGGUCAUGGUAUAUGUCAUCAUGUCGAUGGAAUAUACAUGUACAUGUGUAUUUGUACAAAUUCUCUCGCACUUCAAAUAUGUACUGUACAUAUAUAAUAAAAAAAACAUAUGGUAAAAUUUAUAUAUUAUUUCUGCAUAUUCAAGUUGUAAAAACUCACAAACAAGGGUAGACCUGUAGUACAAUGUACCUGUUGUUUGAAUGUACCGGUAAUCACAUGAGAUCUUUUUUUAAUGUCUGUUAAUAAAGGUGUUGGUUUUUUCUUUUAGCUCCAUUAGCAUCUAUUCUGCUACUACUUAUCCAUCUGGUAAUUUGUAUACCCCUUAUCCCAAUAUAAUGUUAGUAACACAAAGGCCAAUCACACCUUUAAUAUUAUACAAUAUUCAUGUUAACACACAAUCGUCUUUCACCGUUCCUGUAAUGAACAAUGUUACAUUAUUGUUUUCCGUUUGCAAUUUCAAAAAUUCAUUUUAUGUUCUGAACAGUUAAAAACAUGCCAGUUUUAUCAGUCAUUUAAAACAAAUGUAUUGUAAACAAUUAUUCUUUUUUUCCCCCAUAAUUACUUUUCAUUAAAGAUUAAUACAACCCCGAGUAAUCUCAAAUAGUAGCCUGUUGAUUUUUGUUUCUAAUAAACUGGCUGCCACAAAUACUCAAUCUCACAAAGUAAUUGCUUGAAAUGGCAUAGUAAAACUGAAAAAAAAAGUAAUUAUAUUAUAUAUACCCCGGUAUAUAUGUAAUUAUAUUAUAUAUAUAUAUAUAUAUACAUAUAUACAAUGUAUAUUGCCAUUAAUAAAUUGUACAAUUUUGUUAAUGUAAAUACUGAUUGUGAGAACAAUGUUAAAACGUGAAUCAUGAAUUGUGAAAUCUGUUGUUCAGUUUGUACAGUGUAUUACUUGAAUUGAUAGAACUCUAUCACCACAGGUAAGGAGGGUGUAACACAAUGUUUCUACCGUUAAUAAAAUGGUUGUAUGUA